This is a messenger RNA of Paralichthys olivaceus (Japanese flounder), 4940 nucleotides long. It is a transcript of the gene socs6a, whose product is annotated as suppressor of cytokine signaling 6. Gene Ontology annotation, biological process: intracellular signal transduction; protein ubiquitination; regulation of growth. Gene Ontology annotation, cellular component: phosphatidylinositol 3-kinase complex. Lineage: Eukaryota; Metazoa; Chordata; Actinopteri; Pleuronectiformes; Paralichthyidae. Gene Ontology annotation, molecular function: 1-phosphatidylinositol-3-kinase regulator activity. The record is from RefSeq and is a predicted model, not a curated record.
CUGAUUCGCUGCCUCUGAAUCUGCUCCCACAAUUCAACAGGCAACAAAGGAAGAAAGGAAGAGGCCACAGAGCUACCAGGUGUUAGCCGAGCCCAGGCUGCGAGAUGACACCUUAUCGUGUCAUUCUGCUCGACACGUUCAGAAAAACCUCCGGAUCCGGACUGAUGCACAGCUGGAUGCUUCCGUUCGAGCGCAGGAGCUGAGUAGAGCAAAGCAUCAAAUGAAAGGUGGUGGAAGUGGAACUUGACCCAUCCAACUGAGUCACCAUUUUCCUGCACAUAAUGGGUUCCAUGGUUCCACUGUAUGCAUGACUUGUUUUGUGUGGCCUGAUGGGAGGACACUGUGGAUAGUACUUUCAUCGGGAUACCAGCAGAGCUAUCCCAUGCCGCCACUUUGGAGGGCCUGUCAGAAUGAAGAAGAUAAGCCUUAAGACCAUCCGCAAGUCCCUCAGCAUAAAGGGCAAAGAGGAGGGUGACUUUGUCAUGCUCCAGCAGCCCUCAGUGACUCCAGAGUUUUCGAAGGAAGAGUCACUUUUUGGGGGCUGCUACACCAAAGAGCAUGCUGGCUGUGACCUUGGUGGAGAAGAGGACAAGGGGGGUCAGAAUAAGGGUCGCUCAAAGAGUGAGAGUCUGAUGGGAUCACUGAAGAGGAGGCUGUCUGCCAAGGUGAAAGUGAAAGGUGGCUCCUCUGCUAUAGGCUCAGUGGAUGAUGAUGACACAUUCUCGUCCUCCUCUGUGCCGAUCAGCUUCAGCGACAUGAAAGCCCAGAGACCCCUUAGAUCUGCAUCCUUACGAAGUCACCAUUAUAGCCCCUCACCGUGGCCUCUGCGAUCAGUCAACUCUGAUGAUUCAUGUAUUAAGGUGGAUCUAAAAGUUAAAGCCAUGGUUCACUCACCCAGCCCCAGUCCCAGCUUAAAUGGUGUCCGGAAAGAAUUUCAUGAUUUCCAGAUGGAAGGGCUCUUUCAUGACCAAGCAGAAUCCUUAAAGAAUCUCCAGCAGCCACAAAACGGUGAGCUGCAUCUAAAUAUUGAUGAAAAUGAUGUGCCUGUGGUGCUGGGGUUGACUCCCCAGGACUACAUCCAGUACACAAUGCCUUUAGAUGAGGGAAUGUACCCGGAAGGGUCCCACUCUUUCUGCAUGGACAGCUCCUCUCCUAUGGAGGUGGUGACUGAAGCAGACAAUGGGUCCCUCCACACAGACCAGGGACAAGAGGAACAUGAACUGGUGUGUGAAAUGCCUCCGGAUCUCUUCAUGGAAACCUCAGUUAAUAGUCUUCUCCUCGGUUCCGCUGGUGUAAUGCUCCAAAGCUCUAGAGUAGAGGUCCCGCCUCCCCUCUCUCCACUCCUGCCACCCAUGACAAGUAAUGGACAUAUCCCCAGGACCUUUUCUGGGUUCAGUUCUUCAGACAGUCAGGUAGCUGAGAGAGUAAGACAUCACCUAAACUUUGACCCAAAUUCAGCUCCUGGGGUAAGUCGGGUAUAUGACUCAGUUCAGAGUAGCGGGCCAAUGGUCGUGACCAGCCUGACGGAGGAGCUGAAGAAGCUGGCAAGGCAGGGCUGGUACUGGGGCCCCAUCACACGCUGGGAGGCAGAGGAAAAGCUAGUCAACUUGGCUGAUGGCUCAUUCCUGGUCCGAGACAGCUCAGAUGACAGGUACCUGCUCAGCCUGAGUUUCAGGUCACAGGGCAAAACCCUCCACACCCGCAUCGAACACUCCAACGGGCGCUUCAGCUUCUACGAGCAGCCCGACGUUGAGGGACACACGUCCAUUGUCGACUUAAUCGAACACUCUAUCAAAGACUCAGAGAAUGGAGCUUUUUGCUAUUCCAGGUCUCGUCUACCAGGGUCUGCAACCUACCCAGUCAGACUAACCAACCCAGUAUCUCGGUUUAUGCAAGUGCGCUCCCUGCAGUACCUUUGUCGCUUUGUCAUUAGACAAUACACAAGAAUAGACCUUAUCCAGAAACUGCCCUUACCUAACAAGAUGAAAGAUUAUCUGCAGGAGAAGCACUACUGAGGUCACACACAGGACAGUGGUAGCAAUUUGCACUUUUGUGUUCAGUUAAGAGAUUCAAACAAGGUUUACAGACAACCACAGUUUUGAGAUGAUUGGUUCCGGUGGUUCUUGAUUUGUGUCCAGGUGACUGUUUGGUCCUCCAUUCCACUGUUCUGGGGUUUUUCUCUGGUUGUAGGAGGCUCUACUUCCAGAAGCAUAGGCCAGCACAUAAUCUAUCGCAAAAAUAUAGCAGAGGUUGACAGCCAAGUUACCAUAGUUUCAUACUUUAAAUGUAGACACUAGGCAUGUAUUGUGAUGUACUGUGUGUAACAUCGAGCUGUGCAAGUAGAUUGCUUUUUCAGAAAUCUGCCAUCUGCAUAUAUGUUGGGCCAGUGAGGAAAAAUAAUAUUCCACCGUCAAUUUGAAAAUUCAUCGAAUUUCAUCCACUACAUGAUACAUUUCAGAGAUGGUUUCAAGGAAUAGUAUUGCUACAGUGAACCAUUUUAAUCAAAUGUUAGGCUCUCUGCAGACUGACUGAGUUUGUUCGUCUUUUGCAUCGUAUUAUUUCUUGGCUUCUACAACAUUACCAUGUUCCUCAGCAUGAUCUGAACACCACCCUUCAUUCACUAUAUGCAGGUAACAGUUAAAAUUGCAACAAAUGGCCAAUCUUUAUUUUGCCCAAAAUUUCAUUCAUCCAAUUUCAGACUUGAAGCUUAACUACUUUUCCAGUGGAUGCAUUUUCUUCAUAAAGUAUUAAAAGUCAUGGCACUUUUCACUAGACAUAAAAUUUGUUCUUCAGUAUGAUCAGACCAGUCUGCUUUUUAGCUAGUCAUGUUUUAGUUUUUUUUACCGUUACCUGUUCUGGUGUACAAAGAGGGAUGUUUUCAAACUCCAGCCACAUAUCAAUUUAAAAAGUGUAAGAUCCCUGUCAGAGUCACAUCAGUUCACUGGGUCCACAACAUUAACAUUAUGAUGCAAAACAUGUCCAAGUUAUGUUAGUUUGUCAGAGUAGCUUUGAAUUGUAUGGCUGCAUGUAGCCAUUAUAUAAUGUGCAAGCCUAAAGGUACUAAUGAUGCUGGAUUUUCAUGUUGUGCUGUUUGUAGAAACGGCAAUUAUUUGAUGUUUAGACGUUUUCAAAGUAUGUUAAUGUUAAAAAGUUCAAUCUUUCUGCAUUAGGAAUGUUACAAAAACUGCACAGCAGCUCAGGCCCAACAACUUUGUCACUGUGUGUAAUGCUUGUAUCUGCAUGUAGUAAAGGCUUUAAGACUGUCAAUUAAGGGCACAGUAGAGUUACUCUCAAUGAUUAAAGAUGUCACAGUAAGAGGGGGGAAGAUAUCGGCCGUGUUGUUUUAGUGCUACUCCUCAUAACAGGCUGUUCAAUGCACAAUUGCAUUAACCUGAAAUGGUUUAUAUGUAAAGAAAAUGACUCCUCAAUUACGCCACAGCUGAAAACAGAUUUGCAGUCAGUUGAGCUGAAUCUGCUUGUUGGGAUGACUGUGUCUUGGUCUCUGAAUAGCAGCAAUAAGCUGAACCCAGAUCACAGAAAUUAAAAAAAAUGGUGCAAAAACAUAUUUUGGGAAAGUAAGGGUUCGGUCCUCCUCACCAACUUGGAGUAAGGGUAGUUCCAUCAAAGCUGCAUGGCAUCAUUCGUGUCAUAUGGAUUUCAAGGACAUUGGGAUAAAAAGCAUAAGCCAUUGCUUAUUCACGUCGUCCACUGUCACCACCGAGCUGCAUUACCACACAGAUUGUCUCGCUUCUAGGCUGUUGUGCCAGAGUAAAGGGAAGAGCACACAGGAUGCUACGUAAGUGCUUUAUAUGGAUACUUUGACAGGGAAUUGUUUUUUUCACAAUAUGAAUGAGCAUCUUUUUUGACUUUAGUGUCCUUAAAAGUAUUUGGGAAAUGGUCUCUCGGACAACAUAAGUAGGUUGUUGGCGCAUAGUUCUAGUUUUAGUUAGCAAGAAAUGUCGGCGUCCGAGGAAGUGACCAUGGUUCUAGCACAGCAGAAAUUCAAAUAGGAACUUUGAAUGGUGUUGCAUGUUUAAAGACUUAGCAUUUUAAAGCUUUGAGUUGUAUAGGAAUGAAGGAUCUAGGAUGUGUGUUUGGCUGUGUUAAAGGAUGUUUUUUUUCUGUCACAAACAUUGGCUGGACAUUCUGUGUACACGAAAUGCAUUUUUCUUUUCAGUGAGUUAGUUUUUUUGAUAUUUGCCAUCUGGGGGAUGGGGGCUGUACAAAAGGAAUGUACGCUUGUUUGAGGUAUCCAUUUUAUCUGCCUGCAAACCAGUUUCAGAAAGCAUGAGAAUCAUAAAAAAAACUACAUUGACACAUUUUUGCACUUGAAAAUCCCCCACAACACACUUGGAUCCUCUCCUGCCAGGAGUUGUCCUUCAGAUGGCAUCUUGAAAAAAAAAAAGAGAAGAAACAAAGUCAUAUAUUUGUCUUUAUGUGUUCAUAUAAAUGUUUAGAUGAAGUCAAGAUUGUUUUGUUUCUGUCAUAUCUGUGGGAUAUAAAGGGUAAAGGCACCAGCAUCAUAUCUAAGCCUCUGCUAAUUCUCAUGGGCUGUCAGCGAAUGGGAUCACGGCAAGAAUGUGGAUGUAAACUUAAUUUGACAACUUCUUUUGGAUGCGUGUGUAUGUGUUUCAUUUGAAAUGUGAAAGUAAAAACGUUUUAGUCUUUUUUAAUACAAUGUUGUUUUAAUUGUAUUUCUGUAUUGAUUUGCAAUUGGUCAUCCAAGUUUGACGAGCAGGAACCAGUUUCUUAUGGCGUUGCUGCUGGGAUUUUUUUUUUAAUACUCAUAGUUUAUUAUUAAGCAUUAUUGCCUUCGAUGUUUGAUUCCAGAGGUCGAUGCUUGUUAAUAACAGCUGUCUAGCACUUAACAAGCUCCACGAUUUUUGUUUUGCAUGAAGGUGAUUGUUUACAACAUUGUUUGAAAAUACCCCAAUCUCUUU